CCUGGCAUAGUGUCUCCUUUCAAACGAGUCUUCCUGAAAGGCGAAAAAGGCCGGGAUAAAAAAGCCCAGGAGAAGGUGACGGAGCGACGGCCGCUGCAUACGGUGGUGGUGUCCCUGCCCGACCGUGUCGAACCGGACGUGCUGCUGAACGACUACAUCGAGAAAGAAGUGAAGUAUUUAGGUCAACUCACGUCCAUCCCCGGGUACCUGAAUCCCUCCAGCCGCACGGAAAUCCUGCAUUUGAUCGAUAAUGCCAAGAGAGCACACCAGCUCCCGGGGCAGCUGACCCAAGAACACGAUGCCGUCAUCAGUCUCUCUGCCUACAACAUCAAGCUGGUGUGGAGGGAUGGAGAAGAUCUCAUCCUCAGGGUCCCCAUCCAUGACAUCGCCUCCGUUUCCUACAUCCGCGAUGACUCCUCUCACUUGGUCGUGCUGAAAACAG
Messenger RNA from Mesitornis unicolor (brown roatelo), 442 nucleotides. RefSeq names its product malcavernin-like. The annotation marks the transcript as partial. Gene Ontology annotation, biological process: vasculogenesis; heart development. The record is from RefSeq and is a predicted model, not a curated record. NCBI's taxonomy places the organism in Eukaryota, Metazoa, Chordata, Aves, Mesitornithiformes, Mesitornithidae. The transcript is spliced from 3 exons.